This is a messenger RNA of Nelumbo nucifera (sacred lotus), 3157 nucleotides long. Lineage: Eukaryota; Viridiplantae; Streptophyta; Magnoliopsida; Proteales; Nelumbonaceae. The record is from RefSeq and is a predicted model, not a curated record.
AUGCCUGCUAGAAGAGUCUGGCUUGUGGGAUCUGCAUACGAAGCAGGGAAGGCCAGAAUUACAGAUGGAAUCGAUGAAAAGAUAGCACUGCCAGAAUCUAUCAACAACAUCAAUAGAAGUUUCAUCCACAAGUAUCAAACUUCCUCCCCUUCGUACUCCAGCAGGAGUUCCUCAAAGCUUAAUCAAUCCAUGGAAGAAGGGGCAUUGUUGACACGGUCAAAGUUGCACGGAUUUACAAGCAACAAGCAGUGGAGUCCUCAUUUAUUCAGUGGAGAUGCUGAAGAACCAAUUGCUUGUUUCAGAACUAAAGUGGAAACUCCACUACAUGGCUGUGACAGCUAUGCCUAUACUCUUUUGGCAUUUGGUUACAUGAAUCUUCUUAUAGAAUCUGCUGGAGACAAGCAAAUUUACCAACAUUUUAUUGCUGCAUCUGCUAUUUCUUAUAUGCAAUCUCAAACAUGGAGCUCUUUUUCUGUCAAAACUUCAAAGGCUGAUCCUAUGAAGGACUCACUGGAUAGGUGCAUGGAAGCUAGAGACAAUGCCAACAAAAUGAGCCUAGAAAUAGUUUCACCAGUGGCAACUACCAAUGCUGAUCCUAUGAAGGACUCACUGCAUGGGUGCACGGAAGCUAGAGACAAUGCCAACAAAAUGAGCUUAGAAAUAGUUUCACCAGUGGCAACUACCAAUGCUGAUACAGUAGUGAUUGCAGCGAAGGAGGUUCAUCUAACACUGGAUUACAACAGUGGAGAAGUAAGCGUUGAAUGUGUGUAUAGUGACUUUGACCUUGAGGACAAGGUGGGUUCCCCCUCAAGAUGUGGCAGGACUCUUCAACCGAGAUUUCUUGAGUCAACCAAAGAAAAGAGGGAUGAUAAUGUGGAGAUCUAUGAAGGCAGCUAUUUGCUAGGUGGAGGAGCAAUCAGAAAUUCUGAAAGGAGGGUAUUGGCUUUGUUCUCAGGACUGAUUGGCAUUGGCAAUUCAAUAAAAGCUGAGUUAUUGGCACUGUUACAAGGGCUGAAACUAGUUAAGCAGCUACGACUUAGGCAUAUUGAGGUAGAGGGGGACUCUAAGGUGAUCAUCUCUUGGGCUACAAACAAUAGAAUUACUCCGUGGACCUUCAAACAUGUGAUCAAGGAAGUGGAAAAGAUUGCAAAGGAGCAUUUCCAGGAUGUUUAUAAGACAAGUAUUUCUUCUAAAAUUUCUGGGGUCGUUCAAGGUCUCAAUGCAGCUAUUUUCGCAUAUGGUUCAACUGGAAGUGGUAAAACAUACACAAUGGUUGGAACCGAAGGUGAUUCUGGACUCAUGGUUCUCAGCUUGCAUACAAUUUUUGAUCUUAUCAAAAGCGACACUAGUUCUGACGACUUUGAAGUUACUUGUUCCUACCUUGAAGUCUACAAUGAAGUCAUCUAUGAUUUGCUUGAAAAGUCAUCAGGUCAUUUGGAGCUUCGGGAGGAUCCACAGGAAGGAAUUGUUGUUGCUGGCCUUAGGUGUAUUAAGGUCCAUUCAGCUGAUAAGAUUCUUGAACUUUUAAAUUUAGGAAACAGUAGGCGGAAGAUGGAAAGCACAGAUGCCAAUGCAACAUCUUCACGUUCACAUGCUGUUUUAGAGAUUACUGUAAGAAGGAAACAAAGAAAUCAAUACAGGAACCAUAUUGUCUGUGGAAAACUUGCACUAGUUGAUCUUGCUGGCAGUGAACGAGCUUCUGAGACAAACUGCAGAGGUCAAAAGCUGAGGGAUGGUGCCAAUAUUAACCGUUCACUUCUUGCUUUGGCAAACUGCAUUAAUGCUCUGGGGAAACAACGGAAGAAGGGUCUGGCAUAUGUCCCUUAUCGCAAUAGCAAGCUGACACGGAUUCUUAAAGAUGGUCUAAGUGGUAAUUCACAAACUAUCAUGAUUGCAACAAUAUCACCUGCUAAUAACCAGUAUCACCAUACUGUGAAUACUCUGAAAUAUGCUGACCGAGCUAAGGAGAUCAAGACACACAUCCAGACAAAUAUUGGCACUGUUGAUAUCCAUGUUGCAGAUUAUCAGAAAAUGAUUGAUAGUCUUCAGAUUGAAGUUUUCCGGCUGAAAAAGGAAUUAGCAGAAAAAGAAUCAAAACUAAGUGUAAAACCGAAUGAAAAAGCAAUUGAUGAUCAACUCUCUUGGUUGGAUGUUUUGAGCCGUGAAACCAAUGAAAGCGUACAGGAACGGAUAAACUUGCAGAAGGCUUUAUUUGAGCUUGAAGAAAUUAAUCUUCGUAACCGCAUUGAGCUCCAGCAUCUAGAUGAUAAAAUUACAAAUGAACAGGCCAUAGGAAAGGAUGGGACAAUUUUACAAGCUUUAAGAGAAAGGAGACAAGUCAUUCUUGAUAACAUCCGUGAUAAUGAUGAGGCAGGGGCCAGCUAUCAAAAGGAAAUUGAAGCAAAUGAGAAGCACUUCUGCCAACUUCAAGAUAUGAUAGAGAAAGCCAUUAGUAAUAAUAGUAACAAAACCUACUUGCAUAUUCUCAAUCAGUACAGGCUGUUGGAAAUGGCCAACACUGAGCUCCAGUUUGAAAUGGCAAUACGAGAUCAAGUGAUUCACAACCAACGGGAAAUGCAGAGGAACCUGUGGAACCUGAUCAUGGGGUUAGGAAUUGAUGAGAGACAGAUAAUGAAGCUUGCUUUUGAGCAAGGAAUAACAAUAGAAGAUUGGACGGUGACACCCCUUUGGGGGCUAUCCAGUAUGAAGUAGUGUCUUACUUCAGGAUGCAGUAGUUCACUUUUGUGUUCUUGUCCUGGCAUCAGAAAGUCUUGCUAUUCAACAUCUUGCAUCUUCCAACAAAACCAAUAUAUUGGUGUUUGGUCAUGUUUCAAGGAGCACUCUAACUGUGCUCAUACUGUGUGUAGGGAUGAGCACCAUUGCUCCUAGUCAAGGUUUAAAAUGUCGAUGUCGGUGGAAAUAUCGUCACCCAAAUAUAGGAGACAUGUAGAGAUAUCGUAUGGAAAUAUUGUAAAAAUUAUAGACAUGGUGGAAACAUUGUAAAAUAUGCAAAAUACAGAUUGAUAUUUUAUGCAAUUACUAAAGAAGCAUAGGUACAAUUUUUUAAAUUAUUAUCCUGUUCCAAAUCAUUAAACAAAGCUAAGAAACUAAGGCCAUAGGCAAAAGAAUAUGUGAAGUUGUCCUCUAAACCUUAAGA